Molecule: messenger RNA, 2553 nt
Organism: Opisthorchis viverrini
Lineage: Eukaryota; Metazoa; Platyhelminthes; Trematoda; Opisthorchiida; Opisthorchiidae
Exons: 4
Biological process (GO): DNA integration
Molecular function (GO): nucleic acid binding
Source: RefSeq, a predicted model, not a curated record
GCUUCCGGACGUGUGAAAGUACACGGUGAGCUCUUCAAAAGCUUCCGUACACAAAGUGGUGUCCGUCAGGGAUGCCCACUCUCCCCAUUCCUGUUUAACUUUGUGAUCGAUGAAAUCAUGAGACAAACGCUGGAAGGUCUCCAAAACCCUGGUGUUCGAAUAGCCUGUGACGAAAACUUUGUCGACUUGGAAUAUGCAUACGACAUCGUUCUCGUGUUCGAAGAGGAUAAGGCGCAGGUGUUUGUGGAUGAAUCAUUCAUAGUCAUACAGUGUUUUGGUAUGCACUUCACACCCACAAAACGUAAGGUCAUCCUCGUGGACGUGCAGCCUUUGCUUGAAUCAUGGUUGUACGGCAGUGAAGCAUCAGUGUUGAACACUGAUGUCAUGCUGUCGAUGGUGAUGAUGGUGAUGAGCUGGUCAACCUUGGACCUGACGAAAGUUUUACCGGAACAAAUCAAUGCCGGACGAAUAGUGUGCAACGUGGAAAUUAACGGUCUGGCUAACCGUUCAUCCCACCCCAAAUCUUCUGUCAGCAAAGAAGCCCAGUGUUUGUCUUCCAAGCUACAGCAACUGGUUGAGACUGUUGUUUGCUCCGAUGCUGCAAGUCAACUCAAUAUUUUCAGUGAUAGUGACCAAAUGUCCCAGCCGGUCGCAUCCUACAUCCUCAAGUUGGAUGUGAUCGUUCUGCAUGACGAUGGGUGUUUGUUGGAUGCAUGUAUACCAGCAGCAUUGACUGCUCUGAAGCAGGCACGCUGGCCAAAGUUAAUCGCGCUCUCAGUAGAUCACCGGAAUACUUCCUGUCUAGAGCAGUAUGCCCCAUCGCCUUCGGGCGAUUAUGUGUCGCUGCAUCUCAUCGAGCUCCCUAUUCCGAUUCGUCAGUUGCCUCCUCAGCGUACUACCACGGAAAUGCAACGUGUCAUCGGUAUGUUUGCAUAUUACGCUCAUUGGAUUUCCUCAUUUUCUGACAAAAUCAACAAACUGGUAAAGAAUAAAACAUUCCCUCUACCUGCUGACGUCGAGUUGGCCUUCGACAACCUAAAGAACGAACUAGAAAAUGCUACUACACUAAUUACAAUAGAUUAUAACGAGCCUUUGGUUGUUGAGACGGAUUCCUCCGAUGUGGCUAUAGCCGCAUCCCUAAGCCAAAACCGUCGACCGGUGGCCUUUUUCUCGAGGACACUCAAUCCGAGCGAGAAGAAUCAUUCUGCCAUCGAGAAGGAGGCCUACGCUAUCGUUGAAUCCAUCCGGAAAUGGCGGCAUUAUCUACUCGGAAGACCCUUCAAACUGAUCACCGAUCAGCGUUCAGUCUCAUUCAUGUACGGCGGUGGACAGAAGGGUAAAGUGAAAAACGACAAGAUACAACGAUGGAGGAUUGAGCUGUCCGAGUACAAAUAUGAUGUCAUAUACCGACCUGGCAAGGACAAUCAUGUCGCCGACACUCUGUCACGAAACGUAUGUGCUUCCAUGGGGAGCAAUAACCAACUCGGAGAGCUCCAUAACUCCCUCUGCCAUCCAGGCAUUACCCGUAUGUUUCAUUUUGUGCGUUGCAAGAAUCUCCCCUACUCCGUCGACGAUGUCAAGCGCGUCAUUUCCUCCUGCAAAGUGUGUGCUGAACUGAAGCCAAGAUUUUGGAAAUCCUCUGGUAGACUCAUUAAAGCAACACAACCUUUUGAACGUCUGAGUUUGGAUUUUAAAGGUCCUUUGCCAUCUAAUACACGCAACCGCUACUUACUCACUAUAAUUGACGAGUUCUCUAGAUUCCCAUUUGCAUUUGCGUGUGCGGAUAUGACCUCGGCAACUGUGAUUGACUGUCUCACACAAAUCUUCUGUCUGUUCGGAAUGCCAGCCUAUAUCCAUUCCGACAGAGGCUCAUCGUUCAUGUCGUCUGAGAUCAAUAGCUUUCUUCUGGAGAAAGGUGUUGCUAUGAGUCAUACAUCAGCUUAUAAUCCACAGUGUAACGGUCAAGUUGAGCGUCUCAACGGUACUCUCUGGAAAACAAUAAGCUUAGCGCUGAAAUCUCACAAUCUCCCGCCUUCCCGUUGGGAAUCAGUACUCCCUGAUGCUCUACACAGCCUCCGAUCAUUGUUAUGUACAGUCACUAAUUGUACUCCACACGAACGUUUGUUCCAAUACGCACGUCGAUCAACAUUUGGAAUAUCGUUGCCAUCUUGGUUGACCACCCCUGGUCCAGUUCUGCUGCAACGAGGUGAUAGGUCAUCCAAGUACCAACCACUAGUAGAAGAAGUUGACCUUCUGAACUGCAACCCACACUACGCACACAUUGCUCAUCGAGACGGAAGAGUCGAAACCGUGUCCCUUCGCCGUCUAGCCCCAGCUGUUCAGAGUACAACUGACAAUGUUCUCAAUCUGUCUGAAUCCAACGAGGAUACCGAACACCCAGAUACGACUGAACUAACCGGACGCCAGCCCGAUAGCUCUCAAGCAUCGGAAUCUUCUUCUGUACCGUCUUCCGAACACCAACCGAGUUAUCCUUUGAUUCUAGAACAACAGCGACGCAUUCAUCCUUACAGUUUGAGGAACAGAGAAGCUUGA